Andrographis paniculata is the source of this 1659-nucleotide messenger RNA. RefSeq names its product UDP-glycosyltransferase 72B1-like. The coding region runs from base 169 to 1578 and encodes 469 amino acids. The transcript has a single exon. NCBI's taxonomy places the organism in Eukaryota, Viridiplantae, Streptophyta, Magnoliopsida, Lamiales, Acanthaceae. The record is from RefSeq and is a predicted model, not a curated record. Gene Ontology annotation, molecular function: UDP-glycosyltransferase activity.
AUAGCAACCCUCACUUUCUGUGCCCAGUAAUUGCUACCACACGACAGCUCCCUCCACUCUCAACUCUCCUAUUUCAUCAUCAUCCUCGUCAAUCGUUUCAGUACAGACAGACAGACACACAGACAGACGGACCAUAUCGAAUCGAUACUCCCGAAACAAUAAUCCGCCAUGUUAACUCAUCCACAGCCUCACAUUGCAAUGUUCUCCACCGCCGGGAAAGGCCAUCUAAUUCCCAUUAUUGAGUUAGCUCGCAAGCUCCGACGCCUCCACGGCUUCACUAUCACCGUCGCCGUCGCCGACGCCGGAUCCCAAUCGUUAAAAAACCUCUUCCCGACGGAUCCAGGCAUAAUUCCAGUCUUUCUCCCGCCUGUCUGCGCCCCCCACGACUUCCCUGAAAACGCACUGAUCGAAACCAGGGUAGUGAUCACUGUCCUCCGAUUUAUUCCAGGUCUCCUGCAAUUGCUGCGCGAGCUGCACCAGUCGGCUCGGCUCUCGGCUUACGUGGCUGACCUCUUCGGCGCAUUUACAUUACCGGCGGUGAAGGAGUUAGGCAUUCCGGCGUACCUGUUCUACUCUAGUGGAGCCAAGGCGUUAUCUUGUGCUUUCUUAUACUUUCCACCUGAGCUGGAGCCGGAGCCGGAGCCGCUGGACCUGUCGGGCCGGGCUCUGGAUACGGGCCUGGACGGAGAAGCUCAGAAUUUUCAAGUGAUCGUGGCGAUGUGUAGGAAGUUCAGACUAGCCGAGGGCAUUUUGGUCAAUUCCUUCCCCGAUAUGGAGCCGGAUGCUUUCCGGUUUUUUGCGGAACCCGGCGGUUCGGGUCCUGUUCCACCGGUUUACCCUGUCGGCCCGUUGGUCCGUGCGGGCUCGGGAAAUGGUGGAGACGACGACAGGGAGUGUUUGGAGUGGCUAGACAAGCAGGACGACGGGUCGGUUGUGUACGUGGCGUUUGGCAGCGGGGGAACCUUGUCGACCGUACAGUUGAAAGAAUUGGCGAGGGGAUUGGAAAUGAGUGGCCGGAGAUUUAUUCUCGUCGCCGGAAAACCGAACGAUAGGCUCCGCCAUGCCCAAUAUUUUACCGGCGGCGGCGAACGUGAUGCGCCGGAACCUGUCGAGUACUUUCCGGCGGGUUUUAUUGCGAGGACGGCGGGAAACGGCUUCGUGCUGCGACGGUGGGCUCCUCAAAUUGAGAUCCUGAGGCACCCGGCGGUUGGCGGAUUUCUGACGCACUGCGGAUGGAAUUCAACGUUGGAGAGCAUCGUUCAUGGAGUUCCUUUGAUCGCGUGGCCGCUCUUCGGCGAGCAGGAAAUGAACGCCGACCUGUUGUGCCGAGAGCUGAAAGUGGCGCUGCGAUUUAGGGUUAGGGAGGACGAGGACGAUGACGGCGCAGUGGAUGGCGAGGAGAUUGCGAGGGUGGUGAGAGAGUUGAUGGAAGGGGAAGAAGGAGCGGAGGUGCGGCGCCGGACGAAGGAUCUCCGGGAGGCGGCGCGUGGAGCUCUCGGGGAAGAUGGGUCCGCCAUUAAAGCACUUGUCACUGCUGCUGAGAAAUGGAAGCCAAUGGAGAAAAUUGGUACAAUGUAAUUAUUAUUUAAAUUAAUAAAAAAGAAAAGUUUAAUUAAAAAAGAAAAAGAAGUGGGCCCGUUGGGCUCUUUCCAAAGAAAA